AUGUCUGCUAGUCAGCGAAUGAAAGUACAAAAUGGGAAGGCUCACGGUAAUAUAGUCAACCGUGGCAAUGUCCCUAAGUCACUGCAAUCCUCAGACUCGCAGUCCAAUAUGAAUACAUGUAUUUUGGGUUUAAUUGUUUUCGUUGUUUGUGGUUCAG
This is a messenger RNA of Schistosoma curassoni, 157 nucleotides long. NCBI's taxonomy places the organism in Eukaryota, Metazoa, Platyhelminthes, Trematoda, Strigeidida, Schistosomatidae. The record is from the annotation of a GenBank genome assembly.